AUGCUCAGUUCCCGCGCUCUUCUCCGCAAUCCAGUGGAGAAAGCGUUCAUCCCCAGACUUCGAGCCGGACGACAUCUUUCCACAAUCGCAGGACAGCGAAGAGUGAUACCAUUGAGAAAAAAUGUCUUUAACAACAAUGCCGCGGCCGUACGGAGCUCCUCAAGACCAGUCUCGAAUUAUACGUUCCCACACCAUGCAAACGCCAUCUCCGUCUUGCCUACUACCGUCGAUCCUGAGUCGGCGGACUACAAAGAGAAUGCAGCACAAAUGAACGAGCUGUUGGAGCAUAUGACACAGUUACAUGACAGGAUAGCACAAGGUGGUAAUCAAAAAGCGCGAGAAAAGCAUAUAGCUCGGGGGAAGAUGCUGCCCCGAGACCGGGUUACAUCUCUCAUUGACCCUGGAACAUCCUUCUUGGAGCUAUCACCCCUCGCUGGCUAUGAAGUAUAUCCCGGCGAAGAUGUCCCCGGUGGAGGAAUAAUUACAGGCAUCGGUACAGUUGAAGGGGUUACAUGCAUGAUUGUCGCAAACGACAGCACCGUCAAGGGCGGAACAUACUACCCCAUCACAGUCAAGAAGCAUCUUCGCGCACAAGCGAUCGCACAAGAAAACAAACUCCCCUGUAUCUACCUUGUUGAUUCAGGCGGUGCCAAUCUUCCUCAUCAAGCCGAUGUCUUCCCUGAUAAAGACCACUUCGGUCGCAUUUUCUUCAACCAAGCUCGCAUGAGCUCACUGGGGAUACCACAGAUCGCAGUGGUGAUGGGACCAUGUACCGCCGGAGGAGCCUACGUGCCCGCCAUGAGUGACGAGACCAUCAUCGUCGAGAACCAAGGGACCAUCUUCCUCGCCGGACCUCCUUUAGUCAAAGCAGCAACUGGCGAAGUCGUCUCAGCCGAGGAUCUAGGUGGUGGCCAUCUACACAGCACUAUCUCGGGAGUAACAGAUUACCUCGCCGUCGACGAUGCGCACGCUCUCAUCCUCGCCCGCCGCUCAAUCAGCAACCUGAACUAUCCCACAACCAACAUCCACUUGCCCGGUCUAUCAAAAGAUACAGAUAUCAAAGAACCCCUCUACGACUCCGAAGAGUUGAAUGGUAUCGUCGGCACAAACCUCCGCCGACGAAUCCCCGUCCACGAGGUCAUUGCGCGUAUCGUCGACGGCAGCGAAUUCGCCGAAUUCAAGCGAGACUACGGCAGUACACUCGUCACUGGCUUUGCGCGCAUAUACGGAACUCAAGUCGGCAUCGUAGCCAACAACGGAAUCUUAUUCUCCGAAUCGUCCCUCAAGGGGGCUCAUUUCAUUGAACUGUGUGCCCAACGUCGUAUCCCACUUGUCUUUUUACAGAACAUCUCGGGUUUCAUGGUCGGGGCCGACGCGGAGAAAGGCGGAAUCGCGAAGAAUGGCGCAAAGCUUGUGACGGCCGUUGCAUGUGCUGAUGUACCCAAAUUCACGGUUGUGUUUGGCUCGAGUGCCGGUGCUGGGAAUUACGGCAUGUGUGGCCGCGCCUACUCCCCGCGACUAAUGUUCAUGUGGCCCAACUCCAAAAUUGGCGUCAUGGGCUCCGAACAACUCUCCUCAGUGAUGGAAGCCGUCGGCCGCGCGGCGGACCCCGAACUCAAAUCCAGAAUUGAUCGUGAAUCAACGGCGAUUUUCUCCUCGGCGCGGUUGUGGGAUGAUGGCGUUAUACCGCCCGCGCAGACACGAAGGUAUCUUGGGAUGGGAUUGAUGGCUGCUAUGGGUGGGAAGAAUAGGGUUGAAGAGACUGAGACGAGGUUUGGUGUUUUUAGAAUGUAG
Talaromyces marneffei is the source of this 1794-nucleotide messenger RNA. RefSeq lists its product as uncharacterized. Gene Ontology annotation, cellular component: mitochondrion; methylcrotonoyl-CoA carboxylase complex. The transcript is spliced from 2 exons. Gene Ontology annotation, biological process: L-leucine catabolic process. The record is from RefSeq and is a predicted model, not a curated record. NCBI's taxonomy places the organism in Eukaryota, Fungi, Ascomycota, Eurotiomycetes, Eurotiales, Trichocomaceae. The coding region runs from base 1 to 1794 and encodes 597 amino acids. Gene Ontology annotation, molecular function: methylcrotonoyl-CoA carboxylase activity.